AAUACGAAAUCUUCAGUAGCUGUUAAGGAUCUGUUUCGACUGAAAAACGUCAUUUUUAUUAUUUUAUCAGCCUAUGUACAUCUGGAACUUACUGAAAAUUUCUUCCUUUGUUUAAUCGAAGUAAGUAGAUUAGAUAUAUUUUCAGAUAUGUAUUAGUAUUGAUCUGUUUGAGUUAUUAAAUUUUAAUAAGAUAUGUUAGGAAUGUGAAUCAUAGGUAGAUCGAACACGAUUCAUUUAAAUAGCUUUCAAAUUACUAAUAUAUUGUUCAAUUCGGUAGUUACUUUAUAAUUGAUAACUUAAAGAGGCGAUGAAAAUGUCGGCUUUCGAUAACAGGUGUCAUAAAACUUGUUGUCUAUAGUUUUAAUCCAGUACUGGGCCUACAACUCGGCUUGUAUAGGAGUGUAAAACCGCCUACGAAAAAAAUAGUUUAUGAAUAGAAUUUAGAGGCAAAUAAACUUAUUCAAAAACCGUAUGAACGAUGUUUGCUUAGUGGAACAUUGCCGGCACAGUCUUUAUAUUCUCAGACUUAUACAAUAUGUGACUCGGCACCUCUCGGCGCAGGAUGUCGUCAGUAUAGUAUACAACAAUUAAAAUAGCUUGCUUUUGUUGUGGCGAAAUAUUUUUUCCAAGACCAUAGUAGUCCUAUAAUCUUGAGCACAUAAAUAUACAAGGAUGAAUGAAGAAACUAAUAUCCAAAAAACCGGGCGACAGUUUAGGAUUACUGCUCCUGAAGAUUUACAGGAAGAGGCAAGAAAAACUAUUGCGGUCAUGGAAGAGCAGAAGCAAGUCAAAGCCCUUAUGACCAACGACAAUGAUUGGGCAGCUAGUUUGGGCAACUGGAAAAUGAAAAUGAGACGAAAAUCCACAACAAAAACUUUAGAGGAGGAAGAGCAUGGCGAAGAAUUACCAAAUAAACAAUCAAGCAAAACAUUUGAUCAUAUAAUAAAAACAAAUAGAAUACGAAAUAUGUAUCCCUAUGGUGAUGAGAUAGAAAGUGAGCAACCAAAAAAGAAAAGUGAACCUGAGGUGAUAAAUAAAGAUGAAAUACCUGAUUGGGAUGGAGGAUUUGAAAAAAAAGAAGAGAAGAAAGUGUGGAAGCCAAAGGUGCCGUUUCAACCAUCUAAACCUGAAGAAAAAAAGCCAAAAGCGUCUACGAAAUACUCAUCCCCAAAAUCCUCAGUUCGGAGUGUGUUUUUAAAGGAUGAUUCGCCAAAAACCAAUUAUGGAUUUACUACUGCGGAAGACACUUUUUCGGGAUCCCCGAAUAAAUUCUCAGAUAGUUCAGUUGUCAAAAAUGAAGUGCCAAUCACUUCUCUAAAGAAUAAUGUUUUAUCUAAGGAACCACCUAGCAGCCCAAGAAAUGGACAUAAACACCCACCUGUGACACCCCGUGGUAAGGGGAAUGUUUCAGCCAAAGGGAAAUUCUUUGAAGAAAAAUUUAAAGAGCAGCCCUCAUCAUCACCCCCUCCCGUUCAACCUAAACCAAUUGAAACUUCGCCCUACCGCUUUUCUAUUGAUAAACAAACAUCAGAUGAUGAACCUCGUCUAAUUCGACGAGGAUCUCCUGACUCUGGAAUUGAUGGAGGUGCUAAUUUUGGUGGUUCAUCCACACCUGGAUCUGUUAAAACGACAGAUGAUUAUGUUGAUCUAUCAGAAGCUAAUAUGGCCGAAUUAAAAAGAUCAAAAUUAAACUCUUCUCCAAAAAAUGGAGCAGGCGAAAAGCUUUUUCACGAAAAGAAUAUUAGAAUCAAUUUAAACGGAAUAACUACUAAAAAGUUUGGCUUCACUUUAAGAGGCGGCAGAGAGGAUAAUCAACCUUUACAUAUAGGAAAGGUGCAAAUGGGGUCUGCAGCAGAUAUUAAUGAAUUAGAAGAAGGUGAUGAACUCGUGACUGUUAAUAAUAAACCCGUAGCAGAUCGUAAUAGGAAUUCCAUCGAAGAUCUGAUCUCAUCUAUCGAAAAGGAGAAUUCCCCAUCAGUAACCCUAACUAUAAGACGUUCUAUGUCUAAAGACGAAAUGUGCGCGUUUUCCGAUUCGGAAGAAGGCAGCAUGGUGGAACAUAAUAUAAGUGAAACAGAGCACCAACAAGAGGUUGCUCACUUAUCUUCAACCGAUCAAAUCCCGCGUCAAGAUGAAUGUCGGGAUUCAGUCAAGAAUCCCGUCGCUGAAAGCGACGUCAUUGUUGAAGAGGAUGACAUUGAGGAGCCUCCUCUACCUGAUACCCUACCGCCAGAGCCUGAUUGGUCAACUAUGCCGCAAAGAAAAUUGUCAAAUGCCUCCUUAGAGGACCUUCUUCCCGAUCCAGUUGUUGAAGAGUCUCAGCCGCCGUUAUCGAUUAAAGAAGAAAUGCUUAAGAAAAAAUCCUUUUUCUUGGGUAGACCUAUUGAUCAGUUACAAGAAUACGCUCAAUUAAAGACUAUCAAUAGCACGGCCGAUCGCGACUGUGUUCCGUGUUUUGACAAGUCAAUUAUUCAAUCUUCUUCAAUUGUUGAUGACCUUUUAAAAAAGAGACCAGAAGAGAAAACUUGGCCCUCGCCACCUCCCGCACCUGAAAAGACACCGGCCGAAACACUUUAUAACUAUAUUGACGAAGAGCCUCCUCCGUUCAAAGAGAAACCAAAUAUGAUGUUUCAAGAACAGAAACGCUCAACUCUCCCAAGAGACUUCGGUAGUGAUCGAUAUUCCACCUGGAACGAUAAGAAAAGCCGUAAAGAGUCAGUAGGUGACGAAAUUGAAGAAAUGAUAAGUCACGCUCAAGACGCCUUAGGUUCAGAGAGGAAUAGGACUUUCAUGGAAGAGUUAUCUGAACACAAUAAACCUGCAAGUUACCCACCAAAAAGUUCAAUGCCUGAAAAUGAGCGCCAUAACGAAAAACAAAUGAAGGAACCGAAACAUACCCCUUUCCGAAGACAAUUUGUUGAUGAAGAUUUUACACGUAAACCUCAACCCAGUCAAUCAAAUCUCCCAGAGUAUAAACUAGAAUCUAGCGAUUUCACAUCACCUAAACUAUCAGGAAUAGGACGAAUAAAUGAGACUGUAGAUAGAAGCAAGCAACCAAAGCAGCUAUUUCCAUCAAAGAGAUCUUUUGAAGUUCAAACUGACAGAAAAAAAAUGCCAAUGCCUUAUAGACCUGAAGCUCGACACUUACAAGCAUCCUCAUCUGAUUCUCAACUGUCUUCUAGAGAUACAUACACUGUGAGAAGAGAGGAAGACCCCCGUGAGAAAGUUCAUAAACUGAAACUGCAAGACGAAGCUAAAGAGUCAAAAUUUAGAGUAAAACGUGACAACGAUAAUAUAGAAAAAAAGGAUGGAUUUCAAUCUUUCUCAGAUGUUCCUACUUCAUACUCAAGUUCACGCGAGAUACCAAAAAAGCGUUAUGAAAACAUACCUUUUGAACAACAACGUCCACCAAUAGCAUCUGCAUUUUCUUACUCUACAUCAGAGUUAAGCUCUCUACCAAAAAAUAUCAAAGCUGGCCAUCAAGUUUCUCGUUCCGUUGAUUUGUCUUUUCCUUCUCAAAGAUCUUUAGAUGAUCACUAUCGAAGACAAUCAAAUGCGUCAGACUACGGCCAGUCAUUAAAUAAUAAUUUUAGACAAGAGGAGGAAAAGCAGCCACCAAAACUUUCGAAUUGGUCUAAACCAAAACCUUUACCACCAAGCUUUCGAUCAUAUAAUCCUCCUUCUCCUACUCGUUCCGAUGGACCGGCAAGAAUUCCUUGCGUAAGCGCUCAGGAGAAAUGCCAAGGUUGUGGGGAGGUCUUAGGCUCCGGAGCAGCAAUGCUUAUUGAGUCUUUAGGAUUACAUUAUCAUUUGAACUGCUUCAUUUGCAGUGUUUGUAGAGAACAGUUGGCCUCAGGAUACGAUAAAGGUGCAGAUGUUCGGGUUAGAGGGAAAAAAUUACACUGUCAAGACUGCUAUUCUAAUGAACAAGGUAUUUGA
This is a messenger RNA of Dimorphilus gyrociliatus, 3939 nucleotides long. The record is from the annotation of a GenBank genome assembly. NCBI's taxonomy places the organism in Eukaryota, Metazoa, Annelida, Polychaeta, Dinophilidae.